Sphaeroforma arctica JP610 is the source of this 603-nucleotide messenger RNA. RefSeq lists its product as hypothetical. The record is from RefSeq and is a predicted model, not a curated record. NCBI's taxonomy places the organism in Eukaryota, Ichthyosporea, Ichthyophonida. Bases 215 to 541 code for a protein of 108 amino acids. The transcript is spliced from 2 exons.
GUGCAAUUGUGCACCAUCUAUGUGCAAACUGUUUACAUCUCAAAAAAAUAUACAUAUUUAGAAUAAAUACAUAUGCACUUCGAAGUCCAUGCAUAGUAUAGAUCACUAUAGACAGGCACACUACACUACGUUUGACCGUAUAAGUAUAGGAGUUUUCUAUUGCACACUUGGAUAAACUGAGUUCACUUCUACUAAACACACUAAUUAAAUAGAAAUGAUGGGAAACAAACAGAGUGCCGAGAAAUCUGAUAGCCAGCCUGCCCUACAAGGCAAAGAGGCUGUGUAUGUCAUGAAACAUCCGGGACAUUGUACAGGUAUGUUCUGGCGACCCAAUCCACAGGAUUCGAAGCAAAAGCAAAUAGGUGGUGACGACUGGCCUCGUAAUCAGUCCAGAUUAAUAGGCACUAAACAGACCCUUGGGGGACAAGACUGGUUGGAGGUUACAUCUUGGGUACAAGCAGGCAAACAACAGUGGAGUGUCGGUUGUGAAGGCCUGUGGAUGCCGUUCGAGCAAGGAGGACUCCUUCUGCAUGAGGCAUAGUUAUUUGAGUGUACGUACACAUGUGAUGCCAUUGGAUGGAAAUAAAGCCGUUGCUAAUUGAA